AUGCUUCCUUCGACUUCUUUUAUUUUUGAUGAUGAGAGUGAAGAUAAUGUCGACCCUUUUACUCCAAUGACUCAUGGGGAGUAUAGGAUUUUGAAUAAGAAGCUAAAUCAUUUACUUCGUUAUGCUGGUACUUUCUCUACUACCAAUUUUGAGAACUCUGUGACCUCUCGUCAAUCUAUUAUGCAACUAAUGCAAGCUCUUACUUCCGAGAAUGCAAAGACAUUUGAAGCUCAAAAGAAGUUAGUUGAAAAGUCUAUUGUUAAAGUUGAAAGUGUUAUGAAACAUGUUGAUUCAACACUUUUAAAAGUGAAGACUCUUGCUACGAAAGUAGAUGGAUUUUUGAAGAAUUUUCAAGAAAAAUAUGAUAAUCAAGCGAUUACAGUUACAAAAAUGAUUGAAUGGUUUUGUGAUUCUCUUUGUAAGGAAAAUGAAAGUCUAUAUUCUCUUCACUUUGGGAUACAAAAAGACAAUGCAGAUCUUCACACUGAUGUUUCCAGUUCUAUUAUUUCUCUUCAAAACAAUCUUGAAGGUGAAAACAAGUUUAUGGAUGUGAUUGCUUAUAAGACUCAGAAAAUAAAUGUUCUUCAAGAAAAACUUGAUAAAGUUACAAAAGACAAUGCCAGUAUGAAUGAAUAG
Lactuca saligna is the source of this 636-nucleotide messenger RNA. Lineage: Eukaryota; Viridiplantae; Streptophyta; Magnoliopsida; Asterales; Asteraceae. The record is from the annotation of a GenBank genome assembly.